Messenger RNA from Aplysia californica (California sea hare), 1536 nucleotides. RefSeq names its product glutathione synthetase-like. The transcript is spliced from 11 exons. Gene Ontology annotation, cellular component: cytosol. NCBI's taxonomy places the organism in Eukaryota, Metazoa, Mollusca, Gastropoda, Aplysiida, Aplysiidae. The record is from RefSeq and is a predicted model, not a curated record. The coding region runs from base 1 to 1257 and encodes 418 amino acids. Gene Ontology annotation, molecular function: glutathione binding; glutathione synthase activity; ATP binding. Gene Ontology annotation, biological process: glutathione biosynthetic process.
AUGUGCGGCGACAGUCAAUCAUUUUUAAUGGCCACUGAAGAGCUAUACGUAAAGGUGCAGCAGACUGCAGCAGACAUGGCGACGUCGAUCAAAGAGGUGGACUUGUCUGACAAAAGGCUUCAGGAAAUCCUCAGUGUAGCCAAAGACUGGGCAUUUUGCACUGGGGCCAUUACAAAGUCUGGCACAGAUGAAGUUGAAGCAGAAAAAGCCCUUCCAGCUCCCUACUCUCUGUUUCCCAGCGUUGUUCCGGCUCCUAUCUUAGAGCACGUGAAGUCUACCAUGACUCACUUCAACCGGCUCAUGCACAAAGUGUCUAUGGACCAUGAGUUUUUAGAACAGUCUUUGAAAAAUGUGAUUCAAGUAGACCCUUUCAUGCUGAGCUUGUGGAACGUCUAUUGUAAAGUCAGGGAGUCGGGGAUCAAGCAGCUUCCUGACAACAACCCUGUUGUAAGAUUUGCUGACGGCUUGGUUAAAGCGUGGGAACUCUACGGAAAUCCCAGGGCUGUGAUCAUAUUCGUCGUGAGUGCCUCGGAGCUUAAUGUCGUUGAUCAGCGAUUUCUGGAGAUCAAAGUCUAUGACAGGAACCCUAACAUUCGGAUUCUACGCAAGACAUUCUUGGACAUUUAUAACCAAGGCCAUUUGGAUGACAAGAGCAGACUCAUCAUGUGGGAAUGGGACGCCAGGCUGAAAUGUGAACUGUCUCGUGCCAUCAAAUGUCCCUCUGUACAACUUCAGCUGACCGGGGCCAAGAAAAUCCAACAAGAGCUGACUCGGCCCGGGGCUCUGGAACGUUUUGUCUCUGACCCACAGGUGGUCAACACAAUAAGGGACACCUUUGCUGACCAGUACAGUCUGGAUCUGAACCAAGAAGGGGAUGCUGCCGUGAAGCUCGCCCUGCAGUCUCCAGAGAAAUUUGUCUUGAAACCCCAACGUGAAGGUGGAGGUAACAACUUGUACAAUGAGGACAUCACCAAUUUCUUCAAGGAGUACAAUCGCUCCAAAGAGCGGAGUGCGUACAUUCUGAUGCAGAAAAUAUUCCCAUUGCAACAGAAGAACUAUCUUGUCAAGCCUGGAGUCCCUUUAGUUUUGUCAGAUGUCGUCAGUGAGCUGGGCGUAUAUGGAGUAUACAUUGGAUGUGCUGACUCGGAGGUCGUGAACGUUGCAUGUGGUCACAUGCUGAAGACCAAGAUCCACGGCACAAAUGAGGCAUCCAUUUGUGCCGGCUUCGCAGGUUUUGACAUUCCCCUGAUCAUCUAGGAAAUUGGUCGACUAGAUAAUUAGGUCAUCUAGAUAAUUAGGUCGACUAGAUAAUUAGGUCAUCUAGAUAAUUAGGUCGACUAGAUAAUUAGGUCAUCUGAAAAAAAUGUCUACAAAUGUAAAUGUUUACGGAACAGAAGUUGUUUAUUUUAACUGUCUGUUUGUACUUUAAAAACUACUUAUAUCCUGAACUGAAAUAUUUUUAUACCUGCUACGAAACGCGAUUGUGAUACGAUGUAUUAUAGACUGAAUGAGGGUACAUUGGAUUCAUAACAUUCA